UCUCACUACCGAAACAUAGAAUUUAUAUUCUUGUUUUCAAUCUAUAGCAAUGCCUAGUCCAAUAUUAUCUGAAUGUUUCAUAGGCUCAACUUCGGUGUUAACCCGAAUCCAACCCGGCGUGAUCUUAAAACAUCCUCGCGUCACGAGCAAUGAGGAUUUCAACAAUAGAAUCGCCAAAGGUUUUGUAGCCGAACCUCAGAUCCUUGAAAUGCUAGGAGACCAUCCUAGAAUUGUCAAAUAUCUUGGAUGGCAAGAUAAACCAGAACUACCGUCCGGGUUGCUCCUCGCUGAGGCUAGCCAUGGAAAUCUUCAAGAAUACCUCAAUAACAAAAACGACGAAAUCUCCCCUGCUCUUCGAAGAAAAUGGUGCCGGCAAGUAGUCGAAUCGAUCGCAUACAUACACCAUCGUGGGGUGAUACACUCUGAUCUACGCCCUGAAAAUAUCCUCGUCUAUGCCACUACUUCCACAUCUCUCGAUAUUUGUCUUUGUGAUUUCGGUGGUUCAACGUGUGAGAAACUUGGGUUGAUUGGUGACAACCUACCAGACGCGGGCUUCUUUGACCCUAACUCCGGGUGGGUAUCAACACCCGCUACGGAUUUAUUCAGCGUUGCGUCUAUACUUUACACAAUCUUUACAGGACAUUGGCCUUACAGAGCGCCGGGAGGACGUUUUGGGUCGAGUGAGGAGAUGGUGAGCUAUCACAGGAUGGUUGAUGACUUAUUUCAAAGACGAGAAUUCCCUGACGUUAGUGAAAUCUGGGCAGGGGCUGUUAUCCUGAAAUGUUGGAUGCACGAAUAUGCCAGUGCCGAUGAUCUUUUGCAAGCUUUAGAAUUGGAGAUGACGGACGAGACGAGUGAAUAGGUACCUACCUAGGUAGGUAGACAAGUGAGUAGUUGGAUGAGCGGAUAGAAAAAGAAUUAAAUAUAUUUAGUAAACAAAGUGAAUGACCAUCCAGUUAUUAAAUCUUUCCCAUGAGCUUGACCAAUAUCGAUGAUCCUAGUUACGUAAUCCUAACCCAUGUCUGAUCAGGUAAGAUGG
Daldinia vernicosa is the source of this 1039-nucleotide messenger RNA. RefSeq names its product kinase-like protein. Gene Ontology annotation, cellular component: cytoplasm; nucleus. Gene Ontology annotation, biological process: mitotic DNA damage checkpoint signaling; protein phosphorylation. The coding region runs from base 50 to 862 and encodes 270 amino acids. The transcript is spliced from 2 exons. Gene Ontology annotation, molecular function: protein serine/threonine kinase activity; ATP binding. The record is from RefSeq and is a predicted model, not a curated record. Lineage: Eukaryota; Fungi; Ascomycota; Sordariomycetes; Xylariales; Hypoxylaceae.